GUCAUUCAUUUGAAUUCGUAAAUUCAAAAAUUCAAAAAAUUCAUUCUCGCAUCAUAGACCGGCCAUAGCCUCGCAGAUCGACUAUCAUUCACGAUGCCGUAUAGGCAAAUCAGCGGAAACAUGAAAGAGCUUUGGAGCUGUUUGACGAAGGUUGGACAGUAGAGGAGGUGGCGGACAUCCUACAUGUUAGCGGAAAGAGCAUUGGGCGCUGGGCUGACUGGAUGGAUGAUACAGGUUCAGUUGACCAUCCAACUUGUCAUAGAGGACGUCUUCGAUUUCUCACCACCGAGAUCCGAGAACAGCUGUGCCAGCUUAUCACCAAAUCACCCACCCGUUUCCUCGAGUACCUUGAUGUCAUCCAUGGUGUCUUCAUUUUGAAACGGCACUUCACGACAACCUUCACGACCUUGGACUUAUAUAAAAGAUGGUGCAACGCAAUUCUGCCGAGAGAUGAAGAUGCUCGGAGUCGAUGGCGCGAGGAUAUCGCGGCUAAUUUCACUGCCGAGCAAAUUAUCGCAGUCGAUGAGUGCUUCCUCGUCUUCAAGCUCUCGUCACCAAGCUCGCCUGGCUCGUCGUCAAGCUCUCCUUGCUCAUCACAAUCUGACAGCUCGAUAGCACUAGCAUCGUCGGUCGUGCCUCUGAUGUACUCGGUGCUAUGACAUUUUUCGUAGUCUGCGUCAAUUUCAUCAGCAGCCCACAUCACAGCAGGGUUUUAGAUAUUUGUGAGGGAUUGUAUGUUGAAAUGAUUGUUUUAGAGCUCCUGAUCAAUGGUUCGCCACGCCACAUUGGCUGACCAGAUACAAAUACUUGUCAUGUCGCCUGGUGACGCACAACCGGGCAAGCCAGGCUCAUCGUCUAUUCCGGCACGCCCAAAGGCACCAGCUCAGGCUACUAGCUCAUUAAAAUCCACCCCAAAUGGCCGAGGGGCUGCUACUAUCAGUGAAAACAUCGACCUCGUUGGUGUUCAAGUUGGACAAAUCUGGUCAUAGAUUCAGCGGAGCAGGUUAAGACGUGCAAAGUGGAUGUGAUGCUGCAGGUU
This is a messenger RNA of Suillus paluster, 1039 nucleotides long. RefSeq lists its product as uncharacterized. Bases 222 to 659 code for a protein of 145 amino acids. The record is from RefSeq and is a predicted model, not a curated record. The transcript is spliced from 3 exons. Lineage: Eukaryota; Fungi; Basidiomycota; Agaricomycetes; Boletales; Suillaceae.